GCUUCACCCAGGCGCACACGUCUUUGCUCUUGAAUCUCUUGGCACUUCUCGUGACAAAACUGGCCUGCGACUGUGACGUGACGUGACGUGACGACGUGUGGUGCUCCUUUCUUCUUCGUCUCCUUCUCCUUCGCUCCUUUACAUUACCUUGGAGCUGUUAGUUAGAACUACAAAACCGAAAGACGACGACAAAGACGACAACCGGCACCAUGGACCAACCAACGGCGGCGCCCAAACCGAUAUACUCGGCCGUUCGGGCCCCCGGCCACGAGCACAUCCCCCUCUAUCCUCCGUACUUCAUCAUCCUCCGCAUGGUCCAGCUCGGCUUGGCCGUCCUGAUCAUGGCUCUUGAUGCCUAUGGCGUCUCUGUUCUUUCGACCGACGGCAACAGCUUUGUCCUCGCAGUGGCCAUCAUGAACCUGAUCACGGGCGUCUACUUUCUCGUGACGCACUAUUUCUACCCGAACAUCUACAACUACUGGGCCAUCCUGGGUCUUGACAUCCUCCUCAUCAUCAUGUGGUUGAGCUCCUUUGCUCUGUUGGCAUCCGAGGUCAACGAGUGGUACUCGUCGGUCGGCCACCUGACCGCCGGCCAAAACGUCUGCAACGGCGUAACGUGCUCCAAGGUGCAGCAGAGCUACAUCGCCGCCCCAGCUUGCCUCGCUGCCGCUGCCUCGUUCGGCGCCGUCGAGUUCGUCCUCCACAUCGUCUCGCUCGUCUUCCACAGCAUGGCCCUCCACCGCCACCGCGCUGCCGGUCUUCACUGCAUGCCCGCCGGAUCUUCCAUGGGCGGUGGCUUCGGCGGCGGCGCGGUCAGCGCCGAGAAGAGCCAGCAGGCCUACCAGCAAGUGCCUCUGCAGGACCACCAGCAGCACCAGCAAGUCUACCCCGUCUACGCGCAGCAGCAGCAGCAGCAGCAGGCCUAUCCGGUGCAGGUCCAGCAGCCGCAACAGCUCUACAACCCGACCGUGUCGCCGCCACCCCAGCAGCCGUACGCCCCGCCCCAACAGCCCCAGCAGCCAUACUAUCCCCAGCAGCAGCAGCCCCAAGUGCAACCGCAGCCGGCCGUCUACCACGCCGCGCAUGCCCCAGCCCUAGUCCCACAGCAGACAGGCGGCAGCUACGUAUCACAGCCAUCUCAGCAGCAGCCAUAUGAUAACAACAUCCCGCUCGUGCCCCAGCACACGGGCGGCUAUGUGGCCCAACUGGCGACGGACCGCGAGCCGCAGCACUUUGCCGCGCAGCUGCCGGCCGACAACGUCGGGUAUUAUGGUACGUCGGCGGCGACGCACUCGCCGUCGCCGCCGCCGAUGCAGCAGCACCAGCCCCCGCCGGCGCAAUGAGGUUUCGAUGCCUAGGUAGUAGCGCGUGUUUGGUGUUUCCCGCUGGAUAUGGAUAGACAGAUGGACGGACGGACAGCGGGGGAUUACGAAUACGGGGUGGAGGUUUCAAUGAGAGAGAAGGGGGAGAGCAAGCUUAGCUGCUUUAAUUUGCUUUUUCUUUUUCUGCUGUUUUUUUUGUUCAUACUAAAUACCAAAAUACCCCGAGUUCGCAGGCCCCCCUAAUCAUAUCAGGGGUGCCUUGUAUAUGCAUAUACACACUUACAUACACCGCAGGCCUCUUUAUUAAUGCAUCACUAAUAUUCACUUUCCCUUACGAAUGGCUAUUGUUGG
Molecule: messenger RNA, 1673 nt
Organism: Lasiosphaeria miniovina
Lineage: Eukaryota; Fungi; Ascomycota; Sordariomycetes; Sordariales; Lasiosphaeriaceae
Exons: 4
Coding region: 210-1343 (377 amino acids)
Cellular component (GO): membrane
Source: RefSeq, a predicted model, not a curated record